Culex quinquefasciatus (southern house mosquito) is the source of this 2643-nucleotide messenger RNA. RefSeq names its product proton-coupled amino acid transporter-like protein CG1139. Gene Ontology annotation, molecular function: amino acid transmembrane transporter activity. The record is from RefSeq and is a predicted model, not a curated record. Gene Ontology annotation, biological process: amino acid transmembrane transport. The transcript is spliced from 11 exons. The coding region runs from base 77 to 2605 and encodes 842 amino acids. Lineage: Eukaryota; Metazoa; Arthropoda; Insecta; Diptera; Culicidae. Gene Ontology annotation, cellular component: vacuolar membrane.
UUGUGUAACAGAAAUUGCUCAAAUACUUUGCAGGAACUCAGUUCCAAUUAAAACUUAGCGGGAGAAGAUAUUAAGAAUGGCAUCUGAGGAAACACUCCACAGAUCGGAUGCAGAGUACAACCCUUUCGAGCACCGUGUGGUGGACAAACCAAACUCAACCACCGGAACCCUGCUGCACGUGAUCAAAGGAAGCCUUGGCACCGGCAUCAUGGCGAUGCCGCUGGCCUUCAAGCAGGGCGGCCUACUGUUCGGCACGGUUGGUACGGUUGCGAUUUGCGCCAUCUACGCCCACUGCGUUCACCUGCUGGUCAGCACAUCCCAGAAAGCAAGCAAACGCAAAAAGGUUCCACUGCUGGGCUUUUCAGAAACGGCGGAAGCCGUGUUCUCCAAUGGUCCACGAGGGGUGCGACCGUUGGCGACGUUGGCCACCCGCUACGUCGACGUAAUGAUCCUGAUCCAGAGCUUCCUCUCGUUCUGCCUGUAUCUGGUCUUCAUAGCGAAAACCCUCAAGGACGUCCUGUACAACCAGCAGCAGAUGGAUUGGGACACCCGGAUCUACAUCCUGCUGGUACUGAUUCCCGCUGUGGUUAUUACGCAGGUUCGAGAGCUCAAGUAUCUGGUACCAUUUUCCGGCUUUGCGAACGCGAUUAUGAUUACCGCGAUCGGAAUCGUACUGUACUUUGUGCUAAGUGAACCGCUGGAGAUCGAGGAUCGCAACAUGUUUCCACAGUGGAGUACGCUUCCGUCGUUUAUUAGCACAGUGUUGUUCGCAAUCCAAGGGAUUCGAUACAUCCUGCCGAUCGAGAACAAAAUGAAGCAUCCGGAGGACUUUCUGGCCAGAUUUGGAGUGAUCAACAUCGCGAUCACCUUCCUGACCGCACUCUACAUUGUGAUGGGAUUCUUCGGCUACGCCCAGUACGGCGAGCGGACGCAAGGAUCCGUAACGUUGAACCUCCCAAGUGAGAAUGCGUUGGCCGAAUCGACCCGCUUGUUGGCGGCGAUCGCGGUUUUGCUUACCUUGGGACUCAGCUAUUACGUGCCGAUGGAGAUUAUGUGGCACAAGUUGGGGGAGCUGGUUCAGGUUAAGUAUCACAACUGGGCACAGAUUGGGAUGCGGUUCGCAGUGCUGAUAGUGCUAGCUGCGGUAGCAAUUGGAGCGCCGGAGAUCGAACCAUUUGUUGGAUUGGUGGGAUCGUUUGGAAGUGGAACGCUGGUGGUGUUGUACCCAGUAGCCAUGGAUGUGAUCUUCCGGUGGCCGAAUGGGUUUGGAUGGAUGAAGUGGCACCUGGUUAAGAAUAUUGUAUUGUUUGUAUUUGGAUUGCUAGUUCUGAUAUUUGGAACGUAUUCUAGUAUUAAGAACAUAGUAGAUUUGUACAGAACAUUUGGCACAUUGCUGCACGUGAUCAAAGGAAGCCUUGGAACCGGCAUCAUGGCGAUGCCGCUGGCCUUCAAGCAGGGUGGCCUACUGUUUGGCGCAAUUGGAACGGUGGCGAUUUGUAUCAUCUACGCCCACUGCGUCCAUCUGCUGGUCAGCACAUCCCACCAAGCCAGCAAACGCAGUAAAAUCCCUUCGCUGGGAUUCUCCGAGACCGCCGCCGAUGUGUUCACCAAUGGACCACCCCGUCUGCGACCCCUUGCCACCUUUGCAACACGCUACGUCGACGUGAUGAUCUUGAUUCAAAGCUACCUGGCCUUUUGCAUGUACUUGAUCUUCAUCGCGCGGACACUGCGUGACGUGGUGAUCAACCAGCAGCAGGUCGAGCUGGACACGAGGAUUUACCUGCUGCUGUUGUUGGUUCCGGUAGCCGUGAUCACGCAGAUUCGUGAGUUGAAGUACCUGGUGCCAUUUUCGGGCGUUGCUAAUGCGAUAAUGAUCGCGUCGAUCGGCAUUACGUUGUACUUUAUCCUGAGGGAGCCGAUAACGUUGACGGAUCACGCUCUAUGGGGAGAGUGGAGUUCACUGCCGUCCUUUAUUAGCACUGUGAUAUUCGCUAUUCAGGGUAUUGAGUUCAUACUGCCGAUCGAGAACAAGAUGCAGCAUCCACAUCACUUUACCAGCUGGUGCGGGAUCAACAACGUGUCGAUUGGGUUCUUGACUGUUCUGUACAGCGUAACAGGAUUCUUCGGGUAUGCACAGUUUGGUGAUCAAACCCAAGGAUCCGUUACGCUGAACCUCCCGAACAACAAUGCUCUAGCCGAAUCAACGCGUCUCCUGUCGGCGAUCGCGAUCCUGCUCUCGCUCGGACUCAGCUACUACGUACCGAUGGAGAUCACAUGGCACAUGAUCGCCGACCGGUUGCCCCCAAAGUUCCACAACUGGGCCCAGGCGGCCAUCCGGUUCAACGUGCUGCUGGUGCUGAUGGCCGUCGCGAUCGUGGCGCCCCAGAUUGAACCGUUCGUUGGACUGGCAGGGUCGAUCGGCGGUGGAACUCUGGUGGUGAUCUAUCCGGUUAUGCUGGAUGUGGUUUUCCGAUGGUCGACGGGGAACUUUGGACUGUUCAGGUGGCACCUGGUCAAGAACUUUGUCCUGUUUAUGUUUGGACUGUUUGUACUGAUCGUGGGGACGUACUUCAGUGUGAUGGAGAUCGUCGAUUCGUAUAGGUGAUACAAGUGGAACAAUAAAGUACAACCUCUUUCAAUCGA